Molecule: messenger RNA, 533 nt
Organism: Lucilia sericata (common green bottle fly)
Lineage: Eukaryota; Metazoa; Arthropoda; Insecta; Diptera; Calliphoridae
Product: neuropeptide-like 4
Exons: 2
Coding region: 190-369 (59 amino acids)
Source: RefSeq, a predicted model, not a curated record
AUUUCAAUUAACAUUUAUUCCUGCAAUGCAUUGACUGAAUACAAUUAAAUUUAAAAUAAAUAAUAAAAAAAAAACAAAAUAGUAAAGUUGGAGCUAAACAGAUUCCUAUAAUACUCCAGGAAUGGUUUGAAAUAGUAUCAAAAGCAAUUCGUUUGUAAAAGCUAAAACAACUCAACCCAAAACUUCAAAAUGUUCAAAUUCUUGUUUGUACUCAUUGCUGCCUUGUUCGCUGUCAGCAUGGCUUCACCUUAUCCAGCACCAGCCCCAGCUCCCCGUCCAGUAGCUCGUCCUGAACCAGCUCCUCAAUAUUACACACCUUAUGCUUACAGUGGUGGUUACUACGCUUCUCCUUAUGCUUACUAUGGUUAAGCAAAUGCAAGCGACUUUCUGCUAAUUAUGUUGGCAGAAGUUGUGGUUUUUAUGGACUUACUGGUACAACUGGAUAUGUGACUUGUUAGGUAUAUGCUUAUUGAAAAAAAUUAAAUUUUAAAAGAAAUUUGUUUUAAAAUGCACGCUGGCACAUGCAACUUGGA